GCCCCAGCCCCAGCUCCCUGAACCCUGCCUUUCUCACCCCAUCCUGGGAGCCCCGAAGCAGAUCUUCACAGUCCCCACUGAUGGAGCCACACACAUCUCAUAGGAACCUUACAGAGACCCUCACAAACCCAGACACCUACGGACGUCCCCACAGAUGUCCGCAGACUACCCAAACACUCUCACAGAGAUCCAACAAACCCCUUUAAGAGAAGUGAGCCCCCUAAACUCGUCCCCUUUGGUCCAAUGCAGCCUCCUCUGGAGACCGGACUGUUGUUGCCACGGAGACUACCGGGCGUUCCGAUUGCUCUGGUGACAGAUCCCUCCUCUCCCGGCCCGGGUUCCAGAGGUUUCAGUCAAGCUCCUCCCUCAACGGCCCCGGAACCCCUCGUCCCUCCCCAAGUCCCCCUCCCCAGAUCUGGCCAGAGCUCCUUUGCGAAUUUCUGCAGGUGUCCAAGUCCCCUCGCCAAGUCGUAGACUUGAAGGCAAGGCCUCUCACUACAUAGCAAGUACAACCAGGUCUCAUCCAAGAGCCUUCCAUCCCUCGCUAACAUUUCCCCUUCCCAGCUUAAGACGAGAUCCUGACCUAAGGACUUGUAACAGCCAAAACAGGCCCAGAGAUGGAAGCAGACGAGGUCACAGAAGAGCCUCAAACCGCCAUGGAUGCAGAGGAACACCCCUCUUCAAAGGACCCCUCUGCCAAGGACUCACAGGAGCUCCCUGGCCCUGAAACAUCCUUUGAGACUUCCAUCCCUGAGACCCCUUUAGAGCCCCACACCUCUGAGAUCCCUUUAGAGCCCCACAUCUCUGAAUCUCAUAGGACACCAUCUGCUUCCCAAGCCCUUUUAGAGACCCACACCUCUGAAACCCCUUUGGCAACUUACAUCCCUGAGACCCGCUUAGAGCCCCACACCUCUGAAUCUCAUAUGACACCAUCUGCUUCCCAGGCCCCUUUAGAGAUCCACACCUCUGAAACCCUUUUGGAGCCUUCCAUCCCUGAGACCUCUUUAGGAUACUCUGUCUCGGAGAUCCCUUUGGAAACCCCUAUCCCUGAGACCCUAUUGGAGACUCACAUGUUUAAGGUCCCAGAGAAACACCUUUCUUUUCAUACCUCAUCACAAGGCCGUAUCACUGUACCUUCCUCUAAUACUCUGAAGGAAGACCUCUCUGAGUAUUCCUCCAGUGAGGUCUCACAGACAGGGAGGUCUACCCAGAUCUCUGAGUCUGAGAUCCUUCAAAAGCACUCCCUUUCAGGCCCUUCAGCCCAGGUCCACCUGGACACAUCUGCAAAGGAGAAGGAAGAGGAAGGAGAGGACAAGGAGCAGGUGGAUGCCACUUACAGUACCGCACACACAGCUCAGCCUGGACACCAGCUGGGCAAGAAGAAGGGGAAGAAAGGAGUUAGCCGUUAUGCGGUCCAACCAGAGGUCCCCGCUCAGCAGACAGAGAUGGUGGAAGUGGCUAAGGCAAUGCACAGAAAGAAGUUCAGUGCUCAGGCAAAUUAUCUUUUCCAAUGGGAGAAGAAUGCAACCCUGAAUGCCAUCCAGACAGGUCUCCAUAUUGGCUGGCGCUGCCCCCAUUAUCUAUGGGACUGUUUCCAAAUUGGAGAUGAAUCCAAAUGCUUUUGUGGACACUUGUUGAGAGAGCACCAGAUCGUCUCAGACAUAUCUGUGCCCUGCAAUGUGGGCCAGUGCCGCUGCCUCAUGUUCUGCUUUAUCCCAUCGCGCCCAGAGGAGGUGGGUGAGUUCUGGCUUAAAAGACGAGCUACCUUUGACCCUAAGGCCUGGAGGGCCCAAUGUCGCUGCAAACACAGCCAUGAAGACCAUGCAGCUACUGGGUCCCAUUCCUGCAGGGUGAAAGGCUGUUGCUGCAACUGCUUUGAGUCUAAUUUCCUCUGUGCGGCCUGUGACCGGCGCUGGGAGGAACAUGAGACUUUCUUUGAGACUGAGGAGACCCGGCGACGAGGAGGGAGGCCUCACGGGACAGACACUGUCAACACCUGGCACAAGCCUCUCUGAGCCUGGCUCGAAUCAGCAAUAAAGAAAGGGGAAGCCA
Molecule: messenger RNA, 2052 nt
Organism: Leopardus geoffroyi (Geoffroy's cat)
Lineage: Eukaryota; Metazoa; Chordata; Mammalia; Carnivora; Felidae
Gene: FAM221B
Product: family with sequence similarity 221 member B
Exons: 7
Coding region: 618-2015 (465 amino acids)
Source: RefSeq, a predicted model, not a curated record